UACAUCUCUCCUUUCACCUUCACUCGCACGACCUCACCGAACUGCGCCUCCGCGCCCGCGCCUCCCCAGUUUCUGCGACAGCUGCCACGCCUCACAACACCGUGGCCAUUCGACGCUCGACCGCGAAUCAGCGGACCGUCUCACGCGCUGCAUGCCGGUGGAAGCGCGCGCAUUCCAGCAAAGCCGCCCCCGGCGCAACAUGAGAUGGAGAACGUCGUUAUAUUGGACGGCUCGCCUCUGGCCGAGUUUCUAGAAGGAGAAGGAAGAGGAUCCACCCCGCCGUCGCCCGCCGCGCCGCCGUCAGACCCGCAGAGCUUCGCGCCACGGGGCCCUUCGACGCUGCAGUCCAGGAUACGAGACAAGCUACCGCAGCCGCUACAGGUUCAUGUCGGACGAAAUGGCUCCGUUGCGCGCAUCCACCGCGCCUGCUCGAAAGCGGUGAACUCCCGGCUGGGCCGCGCCGACAACCAGCGCUUCCUCGAGCACUUUCGAUACCUCAUAGUCGCCUCUCAGCUUCUAAGUGAGCAAGGCGGCUUGCGAGCCACGGCCCUCCCCAGCUUCGCCGCCGACGAACGAGCAGGCCCACAACAAUUCCACGUUGCCACAAUCAGUCUGACAGGCGCAGUCCUGACGGGAGCAACCGCCUUCGUGCUCGUCUGGCUCAUACACUGGUCUAGAAGCCGGGGGUCUGGCUUCAGCAGGGGCAGAUUCGUCGUCGUGGUUGCCGUAUUUUGUGCUGUUGCGGCAGCCUUCUACGCGUACAUUCGCCGGCAGUGGCUCCAGUAUCUCCGCCAGCAGGCCGUGGAGGGCGCUGCGGCCCUGGUCACGAACCUGCAAGCUUUCGAAGCCUCGACGUCAUCGGCGCUCGCAUUGAUCCAGGAGGUGGAGCUCGUUUCAAGGGGCUACCGACUAAGCAGCCCCCUUCCGCCCAUCUCGAGGAUCGAGGAGAAAGGCCAAGCGCGCCGCUGUCACCGCCUCCGUCGGAGUCUCCGCGCCGCCUUCGCUGAAACCAUACCUGUCUUCUCAGAGCAGUGUGGGGCUCUUAGGCAGCUUGUCGAGGAGGACGACCUGGAGAAGUAUCUUGACGUCUACGAUAUCAGCAAUCCCGACCUGCAAGAGGCGGCUCAAGGUUACGCCGAGUCUGAGUUUGAGGACGCCGAAACCCUGAAGGCCCUCCGGGUUCUGCAAUAUCGCCUCUCUACGCUUCGGCGGGUGUAUCUGUGCUCGCUGCUCGCUCUUCAAGCAGAUGGGGGAAAGCCGGAUUUCGGGCGCUGGAGUGCCGUCGUUGAUUCGAUGAUGAUCUUAGCGGCUGCAACAGGAGAAUUGAGUGAGAAGUUCAACCGUGUCCUUGGCGAGGAGGAGCAGUUUACGUUACCCUCGCCACUGAAGGCUCAGCCGACACCUGGACGAGAGCGCCUGCGCAACUCCGUUCGUAAGCUGGGCGGUCUCUCGCAGGGCAUUCGCGGCCUGCAAGCGAAGAUGCAGAUUCUUCGCGAAGAGUCCAACAAGAGCUUGGAGGAGUCCGAGGACGUCUCUGAGCUUGCUUCACACCUAAUGGCCCAGUACGAAUCCAUCGGUGCUGACUUGAAGAGCCUAGUUCAGGCAUGGGAGGCUGGUAGGAACGCACUCGCGCUAAACAUAGACCGGCACGAGCGGCGCAUCUCUCAGGCUUCCAGUGGGUUGCGAUCACCCGUGCCGAGCCUCGGUGGUUUAACCGCUGUCGACGAAGGGAGCCCCUCUGAAGCCCUUCGUGCGCUCAGCGGCGACCUAUUGAGUCCCCAGCAAUCGGCGCCCCCGAGCGUAGGUAGUAAUUCGGACGACGAAAUAUUCGAGGCCAUCGCAAUCCCGAAGACCAGGAUGACGAUGACAAGGGAAGAGCGCAUGCAAAAGAUUCAAGAGGAUCGUGCACGCCAGGUAUCUCUACGAGAACAAAGAGAAGCAAGCACUAAUAUGCUGAAAGAGCUGGAGUCGGUGAUAAACCUCAGGCCGCAGAGGCCUCCUGCACCCGGGGGAAGGGUUACGAGUCUUUGACGUUCUCUUUCUCGACUAAUGAUAGCUUGACAGGUUUCCUUGGGCGUUUUUCCAUACGUGGCUGGGCUUUGACCCACCAUACAUCUAUACCUCUGACGCAAAUGGGAAUUUCUUAAUAUCUUGUUCUAUUUACACCUUUGGAGUUGGGGGCUUUAAUGUCUAGACGUGGAUAUCCUGGUCGAUUAGCCCUUGCGAUACUUGACUUUUCAAUGUUUUGGCCGGCUUUUGAGCGACUUGAACUUGGGCAUUUCGGGCUCUCCGUCUUUCAGGAAGUCGGGCAUACCAGCGCUUUGCACGUGUAAAAGUAGUUUGAAAAAUAUGAAAUAC
Messenger RNA from Trematosphaeria pertusa, 2358 nucleotides. RefSeq lists its product as uncharacterized. NCBI's taxonomy places the organism in Eukaryota, Fungi, Ascomycota, Dothideomycetes, Pleosporales, Trematosphaeriaceae. The record is from RefSeq and is a predicted model, not a curated record. Gene Ontology annotation, biological process: cell-cell adhesion. Gene Ontology annotation, molecular function: myosin binding. The transcript is spliced from 4 exons. Gene Ontology annotation, cellular component: plasma membrane. Bases 205 to 2031 code for a protein of 608 amino acids.